UCCUGAGACACGUCAAGCAGCGUUCCCACACUGUGGUGCUCAUCCUGCACCUGGCUGUUGCAGACCUGCUGGUCCUCAUCACCCUGCCUAUAUGGAUCUACUCCCUGACGCCACCGUCAGCACAUACACUUGCAGCAUGAACUACUCAACAGAGCUGUCUCCUUCAGAGGAAAUGGCCCCUGAGGAGUUUGACGGCGGGACAGCAGUGGCUUGUGUGAUCCUGGGCCUGUCCUUCCUGGUGGGAGCUCCGGGGAACCUGCUGGUGAUCUGGACUAUCCUGAGACACGUCAAGCAGCGUUCCCACACCGUGGUGCUCAUCCUGCACCUGGCUGUUGCAGACCUGCUGGUCCUCAUCACCCUGCCUAUAUGGAUCUACUCCCUGGCCCACUCCUGGGUGUUUGGAGAAGCCUCCUGCAAAGCCAUGGUGUUCAUGAUCAACGCCUGCAUGUACAGCAGUGUUUUCCUCAUUACCCUCAUGAGCGUGGAGCGCUUUGUGGCCGUGCGCUAUCCCUUUGUCUCAGCUGGCUGGAAGAGGAAAAAAGCUUUGAAUAAAGUUCUGCUGGCUCUGUGGACUGCAGCAUUCUUGUUCAGCAUACCUGUCAUCCCAACUCAGGUUGUAGGGACGGAUUCUGGCGAGGAGCACUGUCUGUACCGCUUUUACACUUCUACGACCCAGGAGCUGGUGUGUGUGCUUCUCGAGACACUGGUGGGCUACAUAUUACCCUUCUUCAUCCUCGUGGUCUGCUAUGGUUGCCUGUGCAGCCGGAUUACUCAGAUGACUUUCAAGUCUAAGCGCAAGUCCACAGUCCUUAUUGCCAGUGUGGUGGUUGUGUUUGCCAUUUGCUGGACGCCUCAUCACAUAGGAAACAUCCUCUCACUCAUCAUCCUGGCCACUGUAGACUCACUCCCCGACGCAGCAGACAACCUGGAGAACGUCAGGAGCACCAUGACAUUCAUCGCUGGAGCCAUGGUCUUCAUCAGCAGCACUGUUAACCCCAUCCUCUACAUGUUUGCUGCUCGCUCCUUCAGGAGCUCCUUGAGUGACACCGGCAUCCAGAAGCUCUUCCGCCACAUCUCCAGCACCUCCCCAGGUGAGGGCAAUAAAGAGUUGUCCUUCGUGUCCAAGAGGCAGAGCAAUCAGACCAGCAGUUCUCAGUGUGUGUCGGAGUCAAAAGACCAAAUGGACAUAUUAAUAAAAAUGUGUGAAAAUAAUCCAUCCUGAUAUUGAAAUUCUAUGUAAUGUCUGUCAUGUGUAUACUGUUAGUAUUUUUAUGGAAGAAUUUUGUAUGAAACUAAAACACAGAAAAACAGGAAGUCAGAGUUUACUUGGCCAACUCUGUAAAUUACCUAUUUUACAUGUUCUGUUUUAAAAAGUUAUGUUGUUUCUUUUUUAAAUUGUGACCUUAUAUUUAUAAAUAUGACAUAUAGUAUGUACUUAGAUAAAUGCCAUAUAGUACAAUACAUAAUUUUCUAUGACAAGACUCAAUGAAAAGUUUUUAUGUUAUUUUAUAAUUUUGUUGAUGCCGAUAGAAUGGAAAUGUCAUUGAUUAGGUAUAAUUGAUUUUGUAAAAUAUUUCUUUAAAUGCCUGUAAAUGUGGGAACAGACACAGUAGGUUUCCAUCUGGUAAUCCAGUGUUUGUGUCCGCCACUUCUUACUUCUACACUUUUGCCACAGAGAAAUAUUUCACUUACAGCUUAUGUCUCAAUUCGAGAUACGACUUUAGGAAGUUUUCUCGUUCUGUGUUGGGAAACAUCUGUGAUACAGUCUGAUUGUGAACUAAUAAAACUGUUGCUCAAUUUACUCAAUGUGUUUUCUUAAUCAUAGAAUCCACAGCUUACAACAAAAAUAUUUUCUCUCCUGACGAAAUGGCAAAGAAUUGUCCUGGUAUCCCACUAAAAACGACAGUCAUGCUUUCAACUUCCUCUAGAUGAAAAGAUUGCAAAAUGAAUAACUGCAUGUUCCGUUUGUCGAGCAGCAAAAAGCGGAAUCAUGUCUAAACUUUGUCACAAGCUUAUAAAGAACGAACAAACUUUUAAAAAACAAGAACACUCUUAUCAAACAUUUUUAGUUUGUCUGCUGCC
Anarrhichthys ocellatus (wolf-eel) is the source of this 2082-nucleotide messenger RNA. Its product is annotated as leukotriene B4 receptor 1-like. The transcript is spliced from 2 exons. Gene Ontology annotation, biological process: G protein-coupled receptor signaling pathway; immune response; positive regulation of cytosolic calcium ion concentration. Gene Ontology annotation, cellular component: membrane; external side of plasma membrane. The record is from RefSeq and is a predicted model, not a curated record. Gene Ontology annotation, molecular function: C-C chemokine receptor activity; C-C chemokine binding. The coding region runs from base 92 to 1222 and encodes 376 amino acids. NCBI's taxonomy places the organism in Eukaryota, Metazoa, Chordata, Actinopteri, Perciformes, Anarhichadidae.